Molecule: messenger RNA, 3162 nt
Organism: Anoplophora glabripennis (Asian longhorned beetle)
Lineage: Eukaryota; Metazoa; Arthropoda; Insecta; Coleoptera; Cerambycidae
Product: zinc finger protein 91-like
Exons: 7
Coding region: 41-3094 (1017 amino acids)
Cellular component (GO): nucleus
Molecular function (GO): zinc ion binding; nucleic acid binding
Source: RefSeq, a predicted model, not a curated record
AUUAAAAUUUAAAAGCUGAACAAAAUUAAAAAUUACAAUAAUGAAUAAUAAAUAUAUGAAUAUUUCAAUUCACGAUUUUUCAAGAAUAUGUCGGAUCUGUCUAUUAUCCAAUGAAUCUAAAGUAACUUCAAUAGAAUCCUUAGAUUUAUAUGUAAAAGUUACUAAUAUUCAGAUAAAACAAGAUGAUAAUCUUCCUAAAAAUAUAUGUGAAACAUGUGUGAUCGAGUUGAAAAGUGUGGCAUCUUUUAUAGAAAAAUGUAAAGAAAUCGAUAUAUUUUUAGUGUCAAUUUUAGAGAAAUCCAAACAAGGUAGCUUUAGCUACGAUAUACCCGAUUAUGAAUCAGACUCUCACUCGUAUGACGAUCGUCCAAUAAAACUUGAAAAUGAAGAUUCAUUUGCCGGUGCCAAAGACAUUAAAUUUGAAAGUGAUACAAAAAAUGUACAGGUUAAUUUUAAUGAUUCUGUAUUAAAACAUUUUCACUGUGCAAAUUGUGGGAAAGGAUUCUGUACCAAAAGAGAAUUAGUAGUACACAUAAAGACCCAUACGGAAACAAAAUCGUUCACUUGUUCAUUCUGCAGUAUGAAGUUUAGAUUUAGACAAUCAUUGCAAAGGCAUCGUCUGAUUCACAGUACCAUAAGGUCCUAUAAUUGUGAUAUUUGUGGGAAAGGGUUCAAGAGGGCAUUUUCAAGAAAUAAGCACAGAAAGAUUCAUAACAGAGUAAAAAUGCUUCUGGACACUGACCUUAAAUACAGCUGUACUCAAUGUGACAGAGUUCUAACCUCUCACUCGGCACUGAGCAGUCAUAUGAAAACUCACACCGGGGAAAAACCUUAUUCUUGCACAUAUUGCGACAAACGUUUUCCUUAUGUUAGCAGCUUAACCGUUCAUACUCGCCUCCACACAGGUGAAACUCCUUUUGUGUGUCCAAUAUGCAAUAAGGGCUACCGCAGCUCGACAAGUCUCAAAAAACAUAAGGAAGUGAAACACUUUGAAAUCGAAGAUGUUAAACAAGAAGACGAGAACGACGACAGAAACGCAGAUUCAGAUAAAAGGGAAUGUAAAAUUUGUAACAAAAUACUUCACAAACACGGGUUUGGUACACAUAUGAGAAUUCAUACAGUCGAGAAGAAGAAGUUCGUGUGUACGUUUUGCAAUAAAAAUUUCCAGAAAAACUCCCACCUGGAGAGGCAUAUUAGGAUACAUACAGGGGAAAGGCCGUACGUCUGCAAACUGUGCAGUAAAACGUUCAAACAGGACGGAGACCUAAAACGCCACGUCCUAACGCACACCGGCGAGAAACUAUUCCAAUGCCAACACUGCGGCAAGCAAUAUUACACAAAAGGCUCGCUGGACACUCACAUGACCGCCCACACGGGAAUAAGGCGGCCGGUCAAUUACGAGUGCAACAUUUGCAAGAAAUCAUUCAGACAAUGUACCCACUUCAAAACCCACAUGAACUCUCACACUGGGGAAAAGCCUUAUCUGUGUACGAUAUGCGGGAAGGCCUUCACCGCAAGCGGAACGUUAAAAGUGCACACUCGGAUUCAUACGGGGGAAACCCCGUUCGUUUGUUCGCACUGCAGCAAAGGGUACAAUAAUUCGAGCAGCUUGAAACGUCACAUCAUGAGGAAUCAUACGGGAGAGAAACCUUAUGUUUGUAUGAUUUGUAACAAGGGUUUCCACGACUCCACUAAUUUAAAGCGGCACAUAAAACGUGUGCACUCCGUCGUAGAGAUCAAGAAAGAUAAUGAGGUUGCAGAUGCGACAAAAUCUGUACUGAUAUGUGUCUGUUGCACUGUUAUGGCAAAUAAAGAAACAAAUAUCCACGUAGCCUAUGAAGACUUUCCAGUAAUCUGUAGAGUUUGUUUACUCUACAACGAUGUACAACCUUUUGAAAUGAAAUUAUUAGAACUUUUUAAAGCUAUAAUAAAUAAUUCAGAAGAGGAAAUUGAAGAAAAACUGCCCCAUAACAUCUGCGAAAUCUGUUUAGUGCAAUUGAAAGAUUUCGAAAAUUUUAUUCAUAAGUGUAGAAUAAACGAAGCAACAUUAAAAAGUGUAUACUUGGAAAGAAAGAAUAAGUAUGUUGAUUCGUCGGAUGCAGAUAGUGACGUAGAAGACAAGUUUGAUCCAGAUUAUGUAAAGUGUGAGGAGGAAGAAGAAACAAUCAAAACUAAUACUAAGUUAAAUAGAAGAGAAGAGGUGCAAUCAGACAGUGACAGUCCCGAGUCAAAAAAGCAAUUAAGGAGAGCCCUUAGAAAAAUAAAGAACAAAGCAAACCCAGUAAAAUGUGAAAUAUGCAAUAAAACGUUUUAUGGAAAAUCCGCUUUCGCCAAUCACACUAGAACGCAUAAACACAAACGAGAACACAAGAAAUUCCUGUGCAACAUAUGUGGAAAAAAUUUUAUCAAGAAUUCUCACUUGGAGAGGCACAUCCGGACACAUACCGGAAUAAAACCUUACGAAUGCAAAGACUGCGGGAAACACUUUGGUCAAAGUAACGAUCUUAAAAGACACCUUCUAACACAUACACGAGAGAAAGUGUUUCAAUGUAACCAGUGUGAAAAAGCCUUUCAUCAGAAAUCCUGCUUGGACAACCACAUAUUAACACACACGAAUGAAAGAAAUUUCGAGUGCAGUUUUUGUGAUAAAAAGUUUACGAUGAAGGCUUACUUAGAGGUCCAUACUAGAACUCAUACGGGUAUAAAACCGUACCAGUGUUCCCAUUGCGAAAAGCAGUUCUACCAGAAGAGCGGGUUAAACAAUCAUAUUUUGACCCAUACGGGAGAAAAGCCUUACAAAUGUACGGGAUGUGAGAAAACUUUCAUCCAAUCUAACCAUCUUAAGGAACACUUGCGGAUUCAUAGCGGAGAAAAGCCUUUUUUGUGUACUUACUGCGGGAAGGCUUUCGCCUACAGCAGUACGUUGAAGGUGCAUUUAAGGCAGCACACUGGUGAAACACCGUUCAUUUGUUCGUAUUGUAAUAAGGGGUUUCAUGACGCAAGCAAUCUGAGGCGACACGUUCAUCGGAAUCAUACAAAUAUCAGACCACCCAAAAAUAAAAAUGUCAGUCAAAACAUAAUGAGCCAAUAUUAAUAGGUACCGUCUAAUUUUGUAAACAAUCAUUUCGUGUUUUUAUACUAUUUAUUACAUUGUUUUACAUA